UUCGGACUUCCACGUUCCCCAGAGGGCGAUACCGUCGCGGUACGUGAUUGGCUAGUGAUAUUCUGUGCCUUCCUUGUUUACUUCUCAAAACGGGACUUUUUAUCACAAACUUCGGCGAUUUCAAAUUCGAUGUUAUAUUUCCAUUAUUUCACAUUGAAUAAAACUAAAUUUACGUAUAGAGAAUUGCUUUGCGAUCGUGCUAUCGAGUAAAUGUUGUGGUGAAUUAAAAUAACACUUGCAAAGAACUUUAAAUUCAUUUAAUCGUGCAACUUUGUUUCAUCCUUCUAAGCUCACUAAAACACUGUAACUCGAGGUAAUAUUCAUUAUUCACAACAUAUAACGAUACUAGAAGUCAUAUAUUAAUCAAAAACACUAAAAAAAACACCACGAAAUGUACGAAAUUAAUGAAAUAUCGUUGAAAAUUAAUACGAGAAUGAAAUCGCCGAAGUUUGUGAUAAAAAGUCCCGUUUUGAAAUGUAAACAACAAGAGCACAGAAAUAUCAACAGCCAAUCAGAAUGCGCGACGGUAUCGCCCUCUGGGGAACGUGGAAGUCCGAAUUAUUAACCGAUGAAUAAUAAUCGAACCGUGUAACUGACGUUUAUGGUUACGAGUCUUAUGCACUUAUCGCUGAUUUAUGGUUUUGUUAUAGGAUGUUGUGAAAAAGAAAAGAAAUGAAAAACCCCAUUGUGAAAUUGUAACACUUCAGUAUACAUCGAGUGUUGGUUCGAUUUAAAGAUAGAUCAUGUCACCGUCGAUAACUUGUUCGGAAAUUUGAUCCACAAGCAAUCAAAUGGAAUGCGAAUCAAAAUCUAAAAAGAUGGUCGCCACUCUUCAAUCUCGCAAAGAAGCCUUAGAAUGUAAACUACGCGAGAAAACGGCCGAAUUGAAGAAACUAUGUAUCCAGGAAGCCGAACUGACAGGUGUUUUACCACCGGAAACACCCAUCGAACCGGGCGAAAGUCCGCCAGUAUUCCGACGCAGAAUUGGUACCUCGUUCGCGUAUCCAGAAAACCUGAUAAACAAAUUGAAGUCCAAAGAAGAAGAAUCGUUGGCUAAAUUAGAACUCGAAUGUAAAAUACAAACCAGUAUAGCGGAAGCAGCACUUGGCUUAGCUAACGACGGUAAUGCUAGUAAAUCGAUACGAAGAAAGCAUAGAUUAAUGUACCAACAAAGUCAGCGUCGCUUGUCCGAACUCGAAGCUAGACUGACUGUUCUCAGGCAAAGUGUUAAAAGUACCAAUCAACUGAAACAGAGGAAAAAACCUCGACCUCCUUUGACCGAAUUAGACUGCGUAGAUGGACCGGAAGCAUCAGCAGAGGUCGAUCCUCACUUCAAACAUUCCUAUAACGAAGAUCCUGCUAGUUUAUCUACGAUCAAUAGAGAAAUACUUCGUAAUGGUCAAUUCUACAAUAGUUUCGGUAAAUCUCACAAUUACCCCGGAUACGUUCAUCAUCAAAAUCAACAUGUAAGUAAAAAUACCUGGAACCGUAAUUUACAAUAUCGUCGCAGUGUCGAAAGACCUCGUCAUAAUUCCGGAUGUUACGACGCCGAAAAUACCAACUGGUUGGAAGAUAGUAAUAUGUGGCGUAAUACAGCCCCCGUCGGGUAUUUUUCCAACCAAUGCUAUACCACUUUACCGAAUGAAAGUCCCACCAGAAUGAAAUCUCGAUAUGGAAGUUUAGACAGAAGAUACAAAAAUUCUGAUUUCACCGAAGAAUAUCCUAGAUACCCGGGUUCAUCUCACGUUACUCCAUCGCCUCCGGCUUGUACUCCGGUCCAACACACCGAACCGAAUCUUAGACCUCCUAGUUUUAUUCCAUCACCCGAUUCUUCACUAGCUAACGUUGUACUACUGCCAAAUCAAACAUACCCGGAAAACAGUCUGAUGCGAACGCAAUCCUUAGGCAACGUCGAACACUCUCGUAAAAGCUUAGAUACUCAUUCGUUGCAAGAGAAAGUGCAAGAAAAUUUCCAAUCCAAUACAUUAGGCAGGAAACCCAAGGAAAAAGAAUGGCGAGAAACGUCGCUAGAUUCAGACUGCUACGAAAGACGUAGUCGUACUCCACCGCUACAUCCGAGAGCAUCCAAAGUACCCGAGUCACCUGUACCCCAAAGACCGUAUUCUCGCAGAAGUACACGAACGCCUCCACCUCCUCCUUUACCUCCUCCUCCCCAUUGUUCAGCACCUUCAACACCGCCUCCCAUUCCUGCACAGAGCAAGUCUCCAGUCAAGUCUCCUACGUUGAUCGAGUCAACUGUACCGUUUGAAUCGCCAAAGAAUCAUACUGUCGUCGAAGUUGGUAAAUGGCAGCCUUAUCGCGAAGUUACCAAGCCUUUCGAGAUGAGUGAUUUUUACAAAUACAGUACCAAGUUUAGAAAAAACCCAGCUCCCGAGCAAAAGCCACCCAGCGAACAUCACACGUUGCCUCAGAAUCGAAAUAUACCUUAUAGGCAACAAUUCCCGGACAAUACUCAUGGAAUACAUAGAAGUCACGAAGAUAUAAAUAAGAAUACUUUCAACAACGAGAAUCAAUUUUUCGAUACUAAACCGCUCAACAAUAUUACUUACAGAAAACACCGUCCGUUGACCAUGAUGGUUAGUGAUAACAACGGUAAUUGUGCUACUAUCAAGUCGUGGCAUAAUGAAGAUUCCUAAAAGCUAAUUCAUGGCAAUAAAUUUUUAAUGUGACUGACACUGAGCAUUGUCAGUGAUCUAAUUUUAACAAUAAUUCGGGACCAGCAAUGUGUUCUUUACUUUGUAACGAAUUGCCUUAUAUGAUUGUGAAACAAGUUUUUUAAAAUACUUUUAUCAUUGUUAUAUUUCGAAAGUAACUUUCGUCUUGGUUAAAAAUUUUUUAUGUUUUUUUGUACGUGUAUUUUUAAAUUUCGUAUUUUUUUACUUUUUAAAUCGG
Molecule: messenger RNA, 2913 nt
Organism: Planococcus citri (citrus mealybug)
Lineage: Eukaryota; Metazoa; Arthropoda; Insecta; Hemiptera; Pseudococcidae
Product: probable serine/threonine-protein kinase samkC
Exons: 2
Coding region: 792-2657 (621 amino acids)
Biological process (GO): establishment of epithelial cell polarity
Source: RefSeq, a predicted model, not a curated record